Colletotrichum higginsianum IMI 349063 is the source of this 1677-nucleotide messenger RNA. RefSeq names its product Major facilitator superfamily transporter. The transcript is spliced from 4 exons. Gene Ontology annotation, biological process: transmembrane transport. Gene Ontology annotation, molecular function: transmembrane transporter activity. Bases 1 to 1677 code for a protein of 558 amino acids. The record is from RefSeq and is a predicted model, not a curated record. Lineage: Eukaryota; Fungi; Ascomycota; Sordariomycetes; Glomerellales; Glomerellaceae.
AUGACGACGGAUGAGAAGCGCCCUUUGGAGUGCGACAUUGAGCAUAGCGGCCCUGACGCAGACGUCGUUUCUUCCGUGACCGAGGAGACCAGCGAUGCGGCGAACCAACGGAAACACCCGAGAGAGGGCUGGGCAUCUUGGAGGUGGCCUUGUGUUCAGUCAGCCUUUAUCUUGGGAGGCCUGCUCCUUGGGUACGACGUCAGCAACAUCGCGAACAUCCAACCUCCAAUCUACUCAGAGUUCGGAAAUGUCCACCUCCUGCCGUGGGUUGCCACGGGGUACACCGCAACGCAAGUGUGCAUGGUCCCGCUCGUCCGCAAGCUCGCGAUCCUCGGCAACGUGAAAUCGCAGAUGGUCUUGUAUACCCUGAUCUUCAUCAUCGGUGCCGCAGUCUCGGGUUCAGCGACUAGCAUAAACUCGGUCAUUGUCGGUCGCGCCAUUGCGGGUGUUGGGGGAGCCGGUAUCUACCAGCUUUGUAUUGUUGUCAAUGUGCUUCUCUCUUCCCCCGCAGAGUUGCCUCGCCUUCAAGGUGUGAUGGCAGUUUCCUGGGCAGUUGGUCUCACCGUGGGCCCUGUCAUUGGAGGGGCCUUUGCUGAAAGCCAGAGUGCCACAUGGAGAUGGGCGAUGUAUCUCAACUUGCCAAUCCUCUCCAUCAUGGCCAUACUCAACUUUGUGGCACUCCCCUCAAUCCGUCUGGCGCCCGGCCUACCGAUUGUUAAAGGACUUCGCGCCAUCGACUGGAUCGGCGUGGUACUCCAUAUGGCCGGCUUCAUCCUCUUGUGCUCCGCUCUCAUCUUCAGCGGAUCCACGUGGGCCUGGUCUUCACACUCGGCCAUCACGGCCUGGGUGGUCGUCGGCGUCAUCUACGUCGUCUACUUUUUGCAGCAAUACUUCAGCCUCUUCACCAGCAAAGAGAACCGGAGCAUUCCAGCGGACCUCCUGAAAGACAGGACAGUUGUUCUGGUCUGCCUUGGGACGUUCGCCGCUGGAAGCUGCUACGGCAUCGCCCUCUAUUACACCCCCUUGUUCCUGGCCUUCACCAAGGGGUUGGAGCCGAUGCAGGCUGCGGUCCGGCUCUUGCCCUUCAUCUUUACCUUCAUCGCCUUCACGAUCGUCAUGGCCGGCCUGAUCCCCGUCAUUGGCAGAUACGCUCCAUUCUACGUUAUCGGCGGCGUCUUGACCAUGGCAGGUGCCGGGCUUCAGUCGCAACUCACAGUCCAAAGCUCCGAGGGUCGGAUCAUGGGGGCCAGCACCCUUAUCGGCGCCGGGACCGGAUGCAUGUGGCAGACCGGCGUUGCCAUCUUGACGCAAAGCGUGCCCGCGGAUCGACGCCUCGACGCCACGGCCCUCUUCAUCAUGGUGCAGCUGGGCGGCAUUUCCAUCACGCUCGCCCUGGCAGGCUGCAUCUUCCAGAACCUUGGCUACAGCCGCCUCCACGCCCCCCUUUCUGCACUGGGAUACAGCGAGUAUGACAUUCGCGAAGCUUUGGCGGGGCUGGAAUCCAGAAUCUGGGCUACUGCGGACCGUGACGUGGUUCAGUUCGUCGUGGGGGAAGUUGCGGGUGUGAUCGCCGACCUGCAGUACGUGAUCGUGGCCUCGGGGGCCUUGGCUUUUCUGAGUGGCUGUUUCAUGAAAUGGCAAAAGUUGGACUUUGGAAGAACACAGGAAGCCAAGUGA